Molecule: messenger RNA, 2298 nt
Organism: Ceratosolen solmsi marchali
Lineage: Eukaryota; Metazoa; Arthropoda; Insecta; Hymenoptera; Agaonidae
Gene: lili
Product: LMBR1-like protein lilipod
Exons: 9
Coding region: 292-1878 (528 amino acids)
Biological process (GO): signal transduction
Cellular component (GO): plasma membrane
Molecular function (GO): transmembrane signaling receptor activity
Source: RefSeq, a predicted model, not a curated record
UGUGCGUGUGCGUGUUUUCCUUGGUGCGUAAAUUCGAAACGUCUUAAAGUUGCGAUACUCGGGUGAUAUAAAAGCCCGAUGAGUAUUAAACGUGCGAUGGUUUGAAUGAGUUUGCCGAAGUGAAGAAAUCGCGCGUGCGAAUUGUGCGCCUAUCGAUGUAAUUGAGAAGAUUCGGAUGCAUAGCGAGAUUGUGCGGAGGUGUCCAUCGAAUCCACAUAAGAAGGACUAAUAUGUCGCGUGGCUCCCAGCUACGAUUCCCGUGUCCUGUUGAAGAUACCGACGGGCCGAAAGAUGGAAGAUGAGGCGGAUAUUAGGGAGCAGAUAUUCCAUAAUACCGUACGCGAGUACAUUAUCUUCCUACUUCUCUUCCUCAUUCUGUACAUAUCAAGUUACGCGCUUAUCGCGCGCUUCCGCUGGAGGGGCGGCGAGGACUACCUAACAACCGACGAAGAUGAGGCGACCGUCUAUAGGAUCAGCCUCUGGCUGUGUGCCGUCGGCCUGGCCGUGUCAAUUGGUGCGGCUCUCCUGCUCCCGGUCUCCAUCGCCAGUAAUGAAGUCCUCAUCCUCUAUCCCAACAGCUUUUACGUAAAAUGGCUCAACAGCUCUCUCAUACAAGGAUUAUGGAAUCUCAUAUUUCUUUUUUCAAAUCUUUCGUUAUUCGUAUUUUUGCCAUUCGCAUAUCUUUUCACCGAAUCUGAGGGUUUCGUUGGUCAUAGGAAAGGUAUCAUGGCCAGAGUCUACGAAACCGUUACAGUAUUAUGCUUAUUAGGUGUGAUGGUUUUAGGUAUGACAUAUAUAUUAUCAGCAAUUCUGGAUCGUCAAAAAUCGAGUCUUCAUACACUACUCAAUUUAUGGAGUUAUUAUUUACCUUUUUUAUAUUCCUGUGUGUCUUUCGUUGGCGUUGUUUUGCUUCUACUUUGUACACCAGUAGGAUUUGUUAGACUCUUUGGUGUAGUCGGAUCAUUCCUUGUAAAACCUCAGUUUCUGAAAAAUUUGGACGAGGAAUUUUUCGCAUAUAGAUUAGAAGAGGAAUGUAUCAAGCGAAGAUUGGAACAUGCCAAAGCUACGGGCAAGUCGUACGUGUCACCGGUGCCGAUGUCACCUUCGAGCUGCAGCAACAUUGCACCCGACGACGAUGACGAGGAGUCCCUCUGCCCGAAUCCAGGCCUCAUGUGUUUGCGUAAUGGAGCCUUGCAGCGCGGACUCGCCCAACGGCUCGAGGACAUUCAGAGGCGGCGACACAUCCUUGACGAGCAGCGGCGCACCUGGUGGGUGCGCAGGACGCUCCUUUAUCCAACGGCGAUGCUCGCCCUCCUCGUCCUCUCUACUGCCACGGCUCUCCUUGCCGUACAGAAUACGUUACAGUUGCUCGUCGGCAUUAAGGCCCUGCCGCUCAGCACGCGACAAUUUACACUGGGCAUCAGUUCGUUGUCGAAACUCGGUCCAAUCGGGGCAGCGAUCGAGGUGGCUGUGAUUCUCUACUUGGCGGUGACGAGCGCCGUCGGACUUUAUACGCUGCCGGGCGUCAAAAGGGUCCGUCCACGUCUUCAUUCCACUCCAUUCACCCAUAUCAUCGCCAAUUGUGCUCUGCUGCUCGUACUCAGCUCGGCACUACCGCUUCUCUCGCGCAUCCUAGGUAUGACAAAUUUUGACCUGCUCGGUGACUUCGGCCGUAUCGAGUGGCUCGGCAACUUUAAGCUUGUGUUCCUCUACAAUCUAAUCUUCGCCGCGGCCACGAUCGGCUGCCUCGCCACCAAAGUCACAGCCACCGUGCGCAAGGAGAUCUACGCGAGACUAAGUAGUAGUGUCCUUGGGAUCUUUAGGAGGAACACAAGAUGGAGCGCUGCAGCCGCGAAUUUAAUAUCUAAGGAUGACUAGACUGAUUGUUACUCGUGUAUAUGUACGAACGCCCGUAUUGUUGUUGUUGUUAUUUUUUCUCAUCUCGUUUUUUGUAUGAAGUGCUGAGAUUGAGUAGUGAGCACGAUUGAGUUUGAAAAUUAGAAUGAUGCGACAAAUAUCAUUAACUAUACGUUUCACGAUAAUUUCGUUUUUACAUUGACUUUAGGAAGUUUGCUUGGUAAUGUCUGGGAUUGUAGCGUCGACCAUUUUAACCAUACUGAUGUUGACAAAUAUUAUAAAGGCUCUCCCUAUCCAAUAAUUAAUAUAUGUAAAUAUAUACCUGUAUGUAUACACAAGUUAGAGGAAUGUUGAAAAUGAAAUUUUCUAAAUUAGCCCGCGUUAUUUAAUGACAAGAAAAUUAGAAAAAUUAUUAUUUAUUCUCCUGAUAUGCCUAAAAUA